CUCGGGGCGGGGCCUGCGGGGCGGGCUUCGGGGGCGCCGGCUACGCGCAUGCGUCCUGGUGUUGCGGCUGUCGCCGAGGUGAGGGAAGUGGAUGCGAUGGCCGGGUCCGCGUGGGUGUCCAAGGUCUCUCGGCUGCUGGGUGCAUUCCACAAUACAAAACAGGUGACAAGAGGUUUUGCUGGUGGUGUUCAGACAGUAACUUUAAUUCCAGGAGAUGGAAUUGGCCCAGAAAUCUCCGCCUCAGUUAUGAAGAUUUUUGAUGCUGCCAAAGCCCCUAUUCAAUGGGAGGAGCGUAAUGUCACUGCCAUUCAAGGACCAGGAGGAAAGUGGAUGAUCCCUCCAGAAGCCAAAGAGUCCAUGGAUAAGAACAAGAUGGGCUUGAAAGGCCCACUAAAGACCCCAAUAGCAGCUGGCCAUCCAUCUAUGAAUCUGUUGCUCCGUAAGACAUUUGACCUUUAUGCCAAUGUCCGGCCAUGUGUCUCAAUUGAAGGUUAUAAAACCCCUUACACGGAUGUAAAUAUUGUCACCAUCCGAGAGAACACGGAAGGAGAAUACAGUGGAAUUGAGCAUGUGAUCGUUGAUGGAGUUGUGCAGAGCAUCAAGCUCAUCACCGAACAAGCGAGCAAGCGCAUUGCUGAGUUUGCCUUCGAGUACGCUAGGAACAACCACCGGAGCAACGUCACAGCGGUGCACAAAGCCAACAUCAUGCGGAUGUCAGAUGGGCUUUUUCUGCAAAAAUGCAGGGAAGUUGCAGAGAACUGUAAAGAUAUUAAAUUUAAUGAGAUGUACCUUGAUACCGUAUGUUUAAAUAUGGUACAGGACCCAUCCCAAUUUGAUGUUCUCGUCAUGCCAAAUUUAUAUGGAGACAUCCUUAGUGAUCUGUGUGCAGGUCUGAUCGGAGGUCUUGGUGUGACUCCAAGUGGCAAUAUCGGAGCCAACGGUGUUGCCAUCUUUGAAUCGGUUCAUGGAACAGCCCCAGACAUUGCGGGCAAGGACAUGGCCAAUCCCACCGCCCUCCUGCUUAGUGCCGUGAUGAUGCUUCGUCACAUGGGACUCUUUGACCACGCAGCCAAAAUCGAGACUGCGUGUUUUGCUACAAUUAAGGAUGGAAAGAGCUUAACAAAAGACCUGGGAGGCAAUUCGAAGUGCUCUGACUUCACAGAAGAAAUUUGCCGCCGAGUAAAGGACUUGGAUUAGAACUUCUGCAGAUGGAUUUGCUGCUGUCAGUCACUCCAGAAGGGUACCCUGUAAUCCUCCUUGAGAACACCCGCCAUUGGUUUGCUUGCUUCUUGACAGAGUACAUUUUCAAAUCUGGCCUUUUCUUAACAAAACCCUUGCAACAGAUGCACAUGAUGGCCUUUGGCCUUCAGUCAGAGGGUUUCCCCAAGUGCUUGUUGUAUUUAUUGUCUAUCUGGUAAACCUUUUUUUGUAAACUGUAAGUGAACUGUAUCAUUUACCAUUGUUACCCAUUUUACACUUCAGGUAAAAUAGUUUUUCCUCAGCUGUAAAUAUUAUGAUACAGAAUUAAUAAGAGAAAAUAUUUAACUUUUUAACAAAAGCCCUGUUUUUUGGUUUAUGAAAAAUAUACUGAGACUACAGCAGGGUUUAAAUGUCACACAAGAUAACAUUACCCUAAAACUAAAUGGGCACAAAAGAAAUUUCCUAGGAAAGUUCACAGCAAAAAAAUGGUAUAUUUCUUAGCAAUAUGGAAAAUAAAGAUAUUUGUCCUAUACAUGAAUUACUAUUAAUAAAAAUUUAAGCUCCAAGAAAUAUA
Cricetulus griseus (Chinese hamster) is the source of this 1774-nucleotide messenger RNA. NCBI's taxonomy places the organism in Eukaryota, Metazoa, Chordata, Mammalia, Rodentia, Cricetidae. The record is from RefSeq and is a predicted model, not a curated record.